GUCGCAGUGCGCAAUGGUAUUUCUCCGAAUGACCACCAUUUCGUGUGGGACCUGACCAACUCGGUGAAGUUCUUCCCUUGCGCCAAAGACCGCCGGUCAGCAGGGAUUGUACCAUGUGUUUUGCGCGGGCACGUGCUCUGGGAUACAAAGAUGGGGCGGCAGCUGACAGGCGCAGAGCUGAUGCGGGUACACGACUUCUGGAUGGAGACGGACACGGAGCUGCCGGAGGCCACGUUGAAGAGCCUUGCUGGCGACACCAUGUCGGUGGCCCCAGUUGGCUGCAUUUUGGCAGUCGCCUUAGCCAAUACUGUGGCUGGCCGAAGCGGCCAGACGCCCGACGCGGGAUCAGUGUGGAUAGGGCCCUCGGCGCGACGAGGUUUGGACACCAGCCUGGAUAAUCUCAUGAAGAUGGCCACUGCGGCGACGAAUGGUAAGCAGGCCGGCGAGAACCGCGAGAAACGGAAGCGCCACGUGAGAUCAAGCCAGAGCACAAAGGCGCGCGACCUCUACAAUAAAAUGUUCAGGUUGGAGAAGAAGAUGCUCGAUCUCUGGCAGUCCAUCGAGAGCGUCGACCACACGUUCAAUGAGGUGAACGUGCUAGUCGGCCAGAUGCUGCAGAUGCAGGAGGAUGCCCACUCGAGGAUCCCGCGCCAGCGGGUUUGA
This is a messenger RNA of Prorocentrum cordatum, 663 nucleotides long. NCBI's taxonomy places the organism in Eukaryota, Dinophyceae, Prorocentrales, Prorocentraceae. The record is from the annotation of a GenBank genome assembly.